Pochonia chlamydosporia 170 is the source of this 3468-nucleotide messenger RNA. RefSeq names its product nuclear cohesin complex subunit. The coding region runs from base 1 to 3468 and encodes 1155 amino acids. Lineage: Eukaryota; Fungi; Ascomycota; Sordariomycetes; Hypocreales; Clavicipitaceae. Gene Ontology annotation, molecular function: chromatin binding. Gene Ontology annotation, cellular component: chromatin; nucleus; cohesin complex. Gene Ontology annotation, biological process: sister chromatid cohesion. The transcript has 3 exons. The record is from RefSeq and is a predicted model, not a curated record.
AUGGAUGCCACUGCCAGCGCCAACGCCAGCGCCAGCGCCAGCGCAACCCCCGAACCGGAUGCGAAUUCGCGUCGCCGCUCCGGACGCGUUGUCAAGGUCCCAUCCAAGUACGCGCCAGAGCCCACCAACAACGGAGCGCCGAAGCGCAAAAGAGGUGAACAAGAUGGAGAGGAAGUUGACGAUGAGGAGAUGGAAUCAGAUGAGGACGUGAGCGACGAGGGCAAUGAAAGCGACGAGGAACACCCGGCGCCUAGGUCGCGAAAGGCUGGCGGCAGCCGUUCCAAGAAGCCCUCCAGCAAGAAGCCCAAGAUCAACGGUGCACAACCCUCGGGGCCUGCCCAGGUCUCCCGAAUUCCUAGCAGACCCAAGAAGACUGUCCGCAUCGAAGCUGGAGAGAAGGGAACAGGCCUAUUUGCCGAUAUUUUUGGCUCUGGAGACUCCUCCGACAAUGUCGCGCAACAAUGGUUGGAAAAAUAUAGAGCAGACGACGCGUCUGCACUGGCUGAUCUCAUCAACUGCAUUCUUCAGUGCGCCGGUUGCGAGCUGGAGGUUACGACUGAUGAUAUACGGGACCCCGAGAACAUCCCCAACAGACUGGUUGACCUGCAGACAGUCCAUCAGGAGCAACAAAUUACCGACUACCCAUUAAUAUCAAAAGCGAAAAGUACAAAAUCAUUCCGUGACAUGCUUGUGGGCUUCUUCCAUUCCUUGGUUCAGCUACUUCACGAGACGGAUGUGCUUUACAAGGACACUGAUUUGAUGGAUAACUUACACGCAUGGCUCGCAAGCAUGUCCUCAUCGUCUUUGCGACCCUUCCGCCACACAGCAACCACCAUUUCCCUAGCCGUCCAGACGGGCCUGGUCACCAUAGCAAGUACCCUCGACCGAAGAAUAGCCAACAUCGACCAGCAACUCACGGCUGCUAAGCGAAGUAAGAACAAGACCAAAGCAGCCGAAGUGCAGCGCAGCUUGAACGAGGCAAACGGAUAUCGCAAGACUUGUAGUGAGGGUAUUCAGUCAUUUUUCGACACCGUCUUUGUUCACAGAUACCGCGACGUGGACGCCAAGAUUCGAACAGAAUGCGUUGAUGCGCUAGGCGCGUGGAUUUGGAACCUUCCUACGGUAUUCAUGGAACCUGGCUACCUUCGUUACCUUGGCUGGAUGUUGUCAGAUACGAAUGCAACAACUCGCCAGGAAGUGCUGAAGCAACUCCUCAGGGUGUUCCGGCGUGAUGCACAGCAACUGGGACACUUUAUUGACAGAUUCCGACCGCGAUUAAUCGAGAUUGCAACCCUCGACUCUGAAGUCCAUGUGCGGGUCACGGCGAUUUCUGUUAUUGACACGCUGCGAUCAGCCGCCCUUUUGGAACCAAGCGAAAUCGAUGCCAUUGCUAAGCUCAUUUUUGACACCGAAAUACGCAUCCGAAAGGCUGUUGUCAAUUUCUUUGUUGCUUGUAUAGAUGACGUCUAUGAGGGGAAACUUGAAGAGAUGGGUGGCUCUGAUGUUUUGGACGAAGUAGACGACGUCGAAGAAGAUGACUACGAAUCUCCACGUAAGGAGUGGAUUAACAUCAAGUGCCUCGCAGAGAUGCUGGCGAUAUACGAUGCCCAAAUCGAGGAAUCACACCAAAAUGGCGCUGGCUCUAGCCUGGACGCCGCAACAGAGCUGUUGGACGGUGCAAAUCCUGACACCAGAAUUUCUCUGGCAGCCCAGGUACUUUACGACAAAGUGCCCGAGGUCACUAGGUGGCAAAUGAUUGCCGGUUACCUACUCUAUGAUCACACCACAAGCGCCAAAUCAAAGUCAAGAUCAAAAUCCAAAAACACCUCUCCCGAGGCUGCCCUAAAGAAGGCCGUUGCACCAACGUCAGAGGAAGAGUCCAUCCUCCUUGAUGUCUUGAGCUCGGCAGUCAAGUCGAGUCUCACUUUAACAGCCGACCACGAUAAAGGAAAGAGAAGACUGGGCCGAACAGAGGCAGCCGAAGCCCAAGAAGAAGUGGCACUGGAGCUGACCACGACGAUCCCCAGGCUGCUGAACAAGUUUGGCGCUGAGCCUGAAACAGCGGCCAUUGUACUACGUUUGGAGCGAUUCCUGAACCUCGACACCUUCCAACAGCUGCGCCAAGACUCUAGCAAGUAUGAAAGACUACUCGAUGAGAUUAGCACGCAGUUCAACAGACACGACGAUAAGAGAGUUUUGUCUGAGGCUACUGCAGCUCUGUUACAUGCUCGCCAGUACGAGGAGCUCGAGGAAUUGACUGAUGGCAAACUGUCACUGUUAUGGGAAAAUGCCAUCAACGCGCUCCGCAACUUUGACAAGUCUUGCGAGCUUUCCGUGCGUGGCAAUCUAGCCGAGGAACCACUGCGCAACUUGACGACCAUCCUGAUGAAGAUUAGCAAACUUGCAAGCAUAUCCGACUGUGUCGAUGUUUUGGAAGCCAAGUCCAAGUCCGCGGAUUCGACCUCACCUGCCAUCGACAUUCUCAGCAAUAUUGUCCACCGUGGCAAAUAUGAACCACAAGAAGAUGAAAUCGAUGACCUGGAAGACGAAGUAGUCACAUUUGCCAUCAAGGCAUCCCAAUUCUACUUUAUGUGGAAAGCCAGAAACAUCGCCAAGCUCCUAGCAUCCGGAACGGGCAUGUCCGACGCGGCGCUGGACACACUCUCCGUCCUACGUCAAUCAUACCGACGCCAUCUUAUUGAAACCUUUUCAUCACGGGCUGCCAUCGACCAACUCCGUCUCUUCUCAACUGGCAGCCUCUGCGACCUCCAUCUCGUAUUCGCCACCCUCCGUCCCUCGAUCAAGAACUUCCGCCCCUCAUCAUCAGCAGCCGCCGGCCGCGGCGACAAGCUCAAGGUCCUCCUCCAAGAAAUCGAGCCCGGCCUCGUCCCCGAACUCAUCUCCAUCUUCGAUGGCGCAGAACGGCAAUACGCCAAAAAGUCCAAACGGGACAAAACUCUCAACGACCCCGCCGAAGAUGAAGAUCCCAUGGCCGACGACGAAGAACUCGAUGAAGACGACGACGACGAAGAUCUCUCCAAAGAAGGACUCUACGCCGCUGAACUCAAGGCCGAAAGAGCCUUUUGCGAACUCACAGCUAAAUACGUCCUCGCCUUAACAGCAAACCUCAUCGACAACCGCGGAGCCGCCAAGCUCCGUCGCAGAAUCAUCCGCAACGAAACAAAGCUCGGCAACAACUUCAAAGAAAUCCUAGCCCAUUUAGACGAAGAGAAAUUGUCCAGACGGCACAAGAAGCCCAAGCAGCCCGCGAAAUCUGAUAAACAAGCUCUUAGUUUGGAAAUCGUCACGGGCGAAGACGACGAUAAUGUCUUUGAUGACGUAGAACCUGAAGAAGGCUCAAGAGAGGAUUUACGGAGAAGGGAAUUGCUAGAGGAUGAUCCUAUUGAUGAGGGCGGAGAAGAAGACGGGGUGAAUAACGACGUGGAUGAUGAUGUAUUGGGUGAUUAA